Molecule: messenger RNA, 2310 nt
Organism: Malania oleifera
Lineage: Eukaryota; Viridiplantae; Streptophyta; Magnoliopsida; Santalales; Ximeniaceae
Exons: 3
Coding region: 506-2218 (570 amino acids)
Biological process (GO): sesquiterpene biosynthetic process
Molecular function (GO): cyclase activity
Source: RefSeq, a predicted model, not a curated record
AAAGCAAAAGUUCAGACAUCAGUGCUUGCUGGGUAUCUUCCUACCCUUUUACUUUACAACAACGCGCAUAAUUUCCUGCAAUAAUUAUGCUAACUAGGAAAAGUGUCUCCCUUCAAUAUUUUAAUUUUCUUUAAGUCCUUGUUCACAGAGAUUAUCUCACUUUCGCAAUCGCAUUAUGCAAUUGAACGGAAAAGUCUAAAGGCAAACUUCAGUAUUUCUGGGUCUUCAUCGAUCCAUUUACUUUUGCAGUGCCCCAAACCUUUGCUUAAAAUUGCUGUGAUGAGCAGAACCAGAGCUGAACUUCCUAGUUAUUUGGAGGUUUUGACAGGCUGCUAGGGGUUUCCAGCAAUGAUGAACUCCACAGGGUCCAAAUCCGUAAUGAUCAUGAAGAAAAUUAUGAAGUAUAGUGUGAUUUUGGCAGCUGAGCAUAAAAAUUGACAGUGUUUUAUAGGCAUUUUAGUGUUAGACCUUGGGGAACCUUAGAGUGCUCAAUUUUGUGGUUAGAAUGGUUUCGACUGGAAAUGGUGACGUGCCGAAAAAAGUCAGGGAUGAAUCAGGAGCAGAUGCAUCCCUGAACAGUGAUAAUACCAAAGACUAUAACUCUCUCCAUAUUUCAACAUCUAAAAGGGGACUGCUGGGUGAUGGAAAUCCUAUGAGAGGGUUUCAGUUAAUGAACCUUCCAAGAAAAGUGAAAUUCCAGAACUUCAGUUGCACUGGUUGUUUAGCUUUCCCAUCAUCCGAGUUCCAGCUGACGGCAGGCGUAAGAGAUGAAGUCCCAUCUUUUGUACCAUCUUCCACUAAUAAGGGGAUCAGAGAACACUUCAGUCGGGUUUUGCCACACAAAAUCGAUUGGGCUUCUCUAAGGAAAAUGGGCAAAGAAUGGAUAGCCAAUCCAUUUAACAUAGCCCUUCUUUUAUGGACAAGUUGUGUUGCUGUCUCUGGUGCGAUCCUUUUUCUUGUAAUGACAGGAAUGUUGAAUGGUGUCCUGCCAAAGAAAUCACAAAGAGAUGCCUGGUUUGAGGUCAAUAACCAAAUUCUCAAUGCUCUAUUUACUCUUAUAUGUUUGUACCAACACCCAAAACGGUUCCACCACCUUGUACUUCUGUGCAGAUGGCAGCCGAAGGAUAUAUCCACGCUCAGAAAGCUAUACUGCAAAAAUGGCACUUAUAAACCCCAUGAAUGGACCCAUAUGAUGAUUGUUGUUGCUUUACUCCAUGUAAAUUGCUUUGCUCAAUAUGCCUUGUGCAGCCUUAACUUGGGAUACAAAAGAUCUGAACGACCAAUAAUAGGAGUUGGUAUCUGCCUCUCUGUUGCAAUUGCAACUCCAGCAAUUGCCGGUGUGUAUUCCAUUGUAAGCCCUCUUGGGCAGGAAUAUGAUUUUGAAAUGGAUAAGGAAGCACAAGAUCAGAUUCUCACUACCAACGCUGGGCAGCCAUGUGCAAUGGAGAAGAGAUUCUCAUUUGCAUCAGGAAAUGAGCAUAGGUUUGUUGAGAAUAGUCCUGUAUGGAGAGGGGGUUUGCUUGAUUUUUGGGAUGAUAUUUCUCCAGCUUAUCUCUCUCUUUUCUGUGGGUUUUGUGUUUUUGGGUGGAAUAUGGAAAGGCUUGGAUUGGGGAACAUGUACGUUCACAUUGCAACAUUCCUUCUCUUCUGCACGGCUCCCUUCUGGAUCUUCAAUUUGGCUGCAAUGAAUAUCGAUAAUGAAACCGUCAGGGAGGCUUUGGGGGUAACUGGUGUUGUACUUUGUGUGUUUGGUUUGCUAUAUGGUGGUUUCUGGAGGAUACAGAUGAGAAAGAGAUUCAACUUACCUGCAAAUGACUUAUUUUUUGGAAAACCAGCAGUUGCGGAUUGUGCUCAAUGGCUCUUUUGUUGUUGGUGCUCUCUUGCUCAAGAAGUUCGAACUGCAGAUUUCUAUGAUAUUGUGGAAGAUAAAUUUUACAGAAAACAAAUGUGUGAAAACCACAAGCCUGCACUGUCACCUUUACCUCGCGAGGAUGGAAUAAUGCAACCUAGUCCGAGUUUUCCUCUUUGGAACAGCCCCAACCUGCCCACACUCAGGACCGAAAACUCUCCAACACCAACAAGUUUCUCAAGGGACUAUGUUAGUCCAGAAAGACAGUACUCAUUUUUGCAGGUGGAGUGUCCUAAAGGAAAUAUGUAUGACAACAGUAUGGAACCACCCGUUCCUUCACUCAUACAGAGGGCGGGUGAUGCCAAUUAAAAAAAAUAAUUACGAGGCUUCCAGGCUUAUUCUGUGCAUACAUGGCAUUCUGCCUUGAUGGGGUAAAUCAUUUUAUCAAAAACAAUCUUCUC